This is a messenger RNA of Adineta ricciae, 3969 nucleotides long. The record is from the annotation of a GenBank genome assembly. Lineage: Eukaryota; Metazoa; Rotifera; Eurotatoria; Adinetida; Adinetidae.
AUGCCCGAACAAUCGUCAGCAUCCGUUACAGAUUCAUGCAGUAUACAUGAUUUCGAUGAAUUGCUCUCCCUAGAUGAUAUAUUCGUUGAUUAUUUCAACGAAUAUCUUCGUUUAGGGACGUUUGUAUAUAAAAUUAAAUACAAUCGAGAAUUGAAUACAUUCAUUGAAAAACGACCUGACAAACUAUUCGAUAUCGAUGACUUGAAUCUACCUAACGAAAGUGAACAAUCAUCGAACGAUGCUGACAGGAUGAGUGUUCUUAGUGGAUUUUCGAACUCUAUCCAGUUGGACGAGAUUCCUGAUGAAAUCAUCAAAAACAACUCGAAAGCAGAACGAACUCGUCAGGCACAAGUUAUGGACUGGGUGAAAAAUGAACGGUUAGGUUUGUUUUGGCGCACGGAACUCUAUCGACAAUACAAAUUAUGUAAACUUCUACUACGUCCAUUGGCAACACAGAAAGAAGCAUCUGAAUAUUCCAGUCAAGGGAUCGGUGGUUAUAGUCGACAAAGUGUAUAUACCGCUGCUCGAACACUUUCAACAGAGAAUUCGAAUGUGAAUACGCAUGGUCAAGCGGUCACAUUCGAAGAGGGCGAAGAACAAGAGGACCUCGAAUCGAAUGAACAUUCGGCAAAUGCAAACACGAUGUUCGAUAAUAAUAUCAUGGCAUCAGAAUUUUUACGCAUGCCACGACCCAUGCCAAGACCAGGUAGUCGGGCUUAUUCUGUUCCUGCUAAUCUUGCACGUUCUCGUUCGGCAUUUUUACCGAACUUUUUCCCUAAAACUUCUUCGAAACUAUCAAAACGCUCAUCAAGUUCGAAAACCAGUCAGAGAAAGUCGAUUCCCAAGGACGAUGAAAACAUUUCUAUUAGCGACGCUAACGAACCUGGGAGUUUAUCAAUCUACAGUAGUAUCAAAGUGAGAUACUUUGAAGAAUCUGAUACGGAAGAAGACAACGAAGAUAUUGGUCAAUUUGGUUUAGAACUAGAAAGCUCAAACAAUCAAUUGAAGUAUAAAUAUCUCGGUUCGCAUAAAGGUAUGCAGGAGUUCGUUCGCUUUCUUCAGACAACCAAAGGUGGUUAUGAUUUGUAUCGCUUUUGGAUGGAUUGUGAAUUUUUCAACGAUACAAUGGCGGGUCUUGAUCAAAUUGAAAAUGUCGUUGCGCGUACACGUUUAUUUCGUGAUUUGAACGAAGGCAAAUAUCAUUUACCGUUUAUGCGUCAUCUACAGAACAAAAUUCGUCGGGCAUAUGCGGAAACAGCUGGUGUUUUAACUCAUGAUGUUUUUUACCAAGUUCAAUAUGAUGUUCUGCGCCGUCUUCGAACGUAUUGGUCAGCAAGAUUUAUCAUUCAUCAGCUCUUUCAACAACAUCAUUCAAACUUUGAAUUUCCAACAGAAUUAAAACCACCAGCGAAAGUUUGUCUUUAUCCAAUUGAUCAGCGCGCACAAGCCAAUCUUGUUGAAAUGACACGUGUCUUCCUGUCGGAUGAUUACACAACUAAUGAGAAGAUAAUUCCGGAUAUGAAAACCGACGAUUUCCAAGACGAUAGCGAACAAUCGUUUAACAAUGAAUUCAUGAGACGAUAUACAAAUAUUAUUCGAAAAGAUAAACAAGCAGGUGGACUUUUUCUACGUUAUUUAACAUUCAGUGAACGCCGAUUAUUACCUCUAAUACUUUUCUGCUACGAUGUGGACGACUUUCGCUACUCGAAUUUAGAUGAUAAGAUUCUCGAAAGUCAACAUGGUUUAUCUAUAUUGAAUACGUACUUUGGUAAUUCAGCGAAGUUGUCUCUCGAUCAAUUUAUGCCUGACAUUCAAAUCAAUCGCUGGGUUGAGACAUUUCAUCAGUAUAAAUUCGAUAAAUUGACAUUUGAACCACUAUUUAAGCGAGCACUACUAAUUCUCAAGGGUGCUUGGUUACGGUGUAUAAAAGAAGACGUAAAUAGUUUCACACUUGCUUAUUAUAUAACAACCCCACCUGGGGCGUCGAUUAACGGAAGUGAUAGUGAAGAUAACAAAUUGGAACAAGAAGAAAUCUAUGAUGAUGAAUUGACAGAGAAUGAUGAAGAACAGUUUUCUGUCUUGUCACGAAAACGAAUCAAACGAAUCUGCACACCGGAAACGGAAAUUCAACUGUCGGAUGAUACGAUUUACGUCAAACGUCCAUGGUUAGAUCGAUUCCUUUCAUCAGCCACACGAAGAAGUAAGCGAGCUGGAAAUGAACGAGAGUUAACCGAAGAGGAACGAGAACGUCUGCGAGCUGAACGACUUGAACGAUUACGUCUCAUCGAAUUAAAUCGAAAGAAAGCAUUGCGAGCAGCUAGAGAACGACGUCGAAAAGCGAAUGAAAAAGGACAAGAUGGAGAUGAAGAGGGUAAAACUCGACGAUUUCCGGGACUUUACAUCGAUGAACUAUUGCCAACAGCAACAGCAUCUCUGGUCAAAGAUGUACAACGUCUAUUGCUAACUACUUUCAAUCGAUCUAUCAAAUCAAGUAAGACAGCAGCAGCUAAGUUAGAACAUAAGCUUUGUCUUGUCUUUGAAAUUGUCAAGUUAAUGGAAUUAACCAAUCCAUAUGAAAAGCAGCAAAAUAUCGAUCGAUUGAGAAAAAUCUACUUCGAUUCUCAUUCGAAACGAAAUAUUCUACCAUUGACCGUGGAACAGAAUGAGAUACUCGCUGCUAACAAUGGCCGCCCCGAUAUGAAUCUAUUUCAACUUCUCUUUCACGAUCUUCGUGCCGAAUUAGAAGAUGAAUUCAUUCGUUUUGGCGAAGAACGUAUUAAACUAUUUGGACUUGAUUCAAUCGAUGAUUUCAUGUUGAAAACACUCGAUGAAUUAACUGCACUAUUCAAUAGCGUCGAAGAUGGUUUCGAACUCGGUGAUGAUGACGAUGAUGAUUUUCAAGCGUUAUUUGAUCCAGAUGCGGGUAAAUCGACAUCCAAUGACGAUGGAACAGGUAAAGCAACAAAGAAACACUACACUGAACUAUAUCAAUUGUUAACUGAUGCGACAAUUGGCCGUUAUAACGAACGAUUUUAUUAUUUCUAUGCAUAUCUGACACAUUGGGUUGAUCCACAAAGGGCACCCUAUCUGGAUCAAGAUCUCUUAUAUUGCAUCGAUGUAAAUCGCUUGAAAGAAAUUGCUAAUGAUGCAUUAUAUCAACAAAAAGUACGUUAUAUUCUUGAUAUCUACUUGGAAUCGACUACUUCAACCAAUAGUUACACAUGCCAUCUGGAUUUAGCAAAUACAGAUUUGCAAGUUCGCAUGUUGAAAGCCUUACAGAAAUAUUUAACUACUGGUGCCAAUGAUUUCAGUUCGUUAGAUGAAGCACGAAGCAUUUUAAUUAAAGAUGUACUCGUUUAUUACUAUGCUGGUUUUAAAGCAUAUUUGAUGCGCUUAGAUGCUAAUAGAAAGCGUCCGCGAUACGUCGUUAAAUUAGAGGAAAAACUAAAUCUUCAUCAACAACAACGCGCUGAAAAAAUAGAACGAGCAAGUGCACGUGCAUCACCGACAACUGCUGCUAAGAAUAUCUCAACACAAAAAGCUCCACCACUUCAAUCCAAACAAGGAAAACCAACAACACCUGUCGAUAUUACGGUUAUGACAAAAACUCAACGUUUGCUCAAUGAGCGAGUCAAAGCAUUCGAAACUAUGGAGCCCGCCAAAGUCAACGAUGUGGCAUUUCCAGAUGUAACAAAAGCUGCAAGCAUAGGAUCAGCAGCAACUAAUAGCAAACUACGAAGUAUAAAUACUCAAGAUGUACAAGUUGCGAGUACCGAAAGAAUUAAUAGUGAGAAAGAGAAGCAGCAUCGUGGACCUAUCACAGUUCAAUAUACAUUAACAAGUGGUCUUACAAUAAAAUAUUCUGAUGGAAGAUCAGCAAUCGAAGGAGUUCAUACUGGAUCGGGUAUUUCCUUGCAUGCACCGCGAUCCAGUAUGGCGCAUUCAGCAGAAAGUACCAAUGAUCAAUAA